CAGAAAGUACACAAACCUAACAGACAGAUCCUGACAAGGGCAGGUUUGAAGCUGUGAACAACUGCAGAGUUCAUGCAAUGAAGGAGGCUGCAGACAGACGGCAUGGAGAAGAGGAAGUGUGGUUUGCUCACUGCCUGGGGGAGGAACUGCUUCUUUAGCCGAUGAAGGUCGAAGGAAACCAUCAGAGAUUCACUAUGACCUUCUACACUUGGUUCUGCUUCUUCUUCCUUUCUCUGCAGGUCACCAACAGCCCUUCUGUCAAUGCACUGAAACAGUUACAUGGAGCAGCUGGAGAAGACUUCUCGGUGACAUGUGGCCUCUCUUUCUCUGAAACCUUGAAGAUCUUCUGCAGGGAAAGCUGUGAAGAAGGAAACAUUCUGAUUCAAACCAGAGAGAAAGCAGCUCAGAGAGAACGAUACAGCAUUAAACAUGUUAAAAAUCAUUUAUCAGACGUUUACAUUUUAUUUGUGAACAUCUCAAAACUAAGUGAGUUCGACUCAGGAAAGUACAGAUGUGGUUUGGGCGACUCUUUGUCCUCGGUGACCUACCAGGAUUUCAAACUCGUUGUUGUUGGAAAAGCAUCUGGCUCAUCCACCUCCAGGUCAAAUCCAGUUCAUUUAACCUCCCCCCCAGCAGCCACACUGAGUUUAAACUACCUGACACCUUCAGCUUCCUCUGAAACCAUUGACCAGUCACGUUUGACCGAGGACAGAACAACAACCAAAUGUAAAUCCAGCCACUGUGUCAAACAAACAGGUUCUCCUUCCCCAACCUCAGCAGAAGUUUGGCUGUUUGUGGCUCCAGCCCUGGCCAUCGUUGUCCUGUUCUCAGUGACUCUGGUUUUCUGCAGGAGAAGAUUGAAGAAAGCUCAAACAGCUUCUCCUGUGGAACUGGAGCAAACUCCUGCAUCUGAGACGAUCAGGAUUAAUGAGGAUGUCAGAGAGGAAGACAAACCUUGGAGAUCUGCUGACGUGGAAAUCUAUUCAGCUUACAUUGACGCCAUGAGCAGCACUGUGACUACAAACAUUUAUCAGAACAAAGCUCCAGAUGAUGAUGAUGCAGAGGUGAACUCAAACUCUCCUGUCAGAGCCGGCAGGGACAACAUGAAGGAUGAUUCUGGGCCGGAGCAUCACUGCCACGAUGAUUGGCUGUAUUCUAACCUUUAUUAG
Messenger RNA from Girardinichthys multiradiatus, 1169 nucleotides. RefSeq lists its product as uncharacterized. The coding region runs from base 162 to 1169 and encodes 335 amino acids. Gene Ontology annotation, molecular function: transmembrane signaling receptor activity. Gene Ontology annotation, cellular component: plasma membrane. The record is from RefSeq and is a predicted model, not a curated record. The transcript has 7 exons. NCBI's taxonomy places the organism in Eukaryota, Metazoa, Chordata, Actinopteri, Cyprinodontiformes, Goodeidae.